Messenger RNA from Purpureocillium takamizusanense, 3373 nucleotides. RefSeq lists its product as uncharacterized. Gene Ontology annotation, molecular function: metalloexopeptidase activity. The transcript has 3 exons. Lineage: Eukaryota; Fungi; Ascomycota; Sordariomycetes; Hypocreales; Ophiocordycipitaceae. Bases 608 to 3232 code for a protein of 874 amino acids. Gene Ontology annotation, biological process: proteolysis. The record is from RefSeq and is a predicted model, not a curated record.
UAACAAUCAAAAUCUUUACCUUAGCACCCAGAGACAAGCUCGCUGACCUCUGCUCUUUUAGCCGACCUCGUGGCAAUUCCAGCACGAGGUUGUCAUCUUGCACUCCGCGAUCUGCUCGCUCAAUAGCUCUCGCCAUGAGGCUGCGUCACUUCAUUACUUUCCGACCUCUCUCGGUCACGUUUUGGACAACCAUUAUAUACCUCAGUGUUUCAAUUCCAAUGCUGUACAUAGAAGAAGUGGUUCCAGCACCACCGAAGGUUCUUCCGGAUGGCAUCAGUUUAGCGGAGGCCUGGCAGGACUUACAGAACAUCACGGUUGCAUUCCAUCCAUUCAUCAGCCACGAAAAUGAUCGAGUGCGGCAUUACUUUAUCACUCGAGUGAAGGAAAUUUUGGACCGAAAUGGAGUAUCCUAUGCAUUUGAAGCGCUGCGCGCGACGGCCACCGGAAGCUCAUACAUUGAAGACAUGUACCUGCCCCCAAGACUUAGAUGGGGUGAUUGCUGACCAGCUGCAUCAGUCGUGCGAACGUGACAGAAAGCGGCGACUAUGAGGUGUCCUCCAAGGGCUCCGCCAUCACCGUAUUUGAUGACCAGAUUGCCAACUUUACAAUGACAUAUGACGCCGGAUCCUACUUGAGCGGCAAUGGCAACGGUUCCGGCUCGACAUGGACCGCACAGUACUUUGAAGGUAGCAACAUCUAUGUCUAUAUACGCGGAAAGCAGGAUCCGGAGGGCAACUUCUGGAAUCGUCAGAACCUCGACAAGCCUUCCAUUAACCCUGGCAUGGUUCUCGUCAAUUGCCACUUAGAUUCAGUGGCAACGAGCUACGGAGCGACAGAUGACGGUAUGGCAUGCGUCUCUAUGCUGCAAUUGCUUAGCCACUUUACAACCGACGGCCACCAACUAGAGAAUGGGAUUGUGCUCUUGUUUAACAAUGCCGAGGAGGAUGGACUACUAGGAUCGCGCGCCUUCAGCAGCAGCCCCCUACAUCCAUUUUGCCGUGCAUUCGUGAAUCUUGAAGGAGUUGGGGCCGGCGGCCGUGCGAUGCUCUUUCAAGCAACAGACUAUGGAGCAGCCAAGGCUUACUCGGGAAACCCUCACCCACUGGGCUCUGUCAUUGCUAAUGAUGGUUACGACAGUGGAGCUGUCAUGAGUGGCACUGAUUACGAAAUAUUCGCAAAUGUCUAUGGUUGGAGUGGAUUAGACAUUGCGUUCUACAAGCCUCGAUCGCGCUACCACACAGUCGAAGACGACGCGCGACAUACCUCGACGGACAGCAUUUGGCACAUGCUCUCAGCUGCCUUGGCAGCAACUCAGAACCUGUCCCAAAGAUCGAUUGGGGGCUCUGAUGAUCGAGGGAGCAGACGGCACACUGACAAGGGAGUCUGGUUCGACUGGCUCGGCUGCGUCUGGGUCAGUUUCCGACUCGUCGAUCUCUUUACGUGGUCGACCACUUUGGUGAUUGUGACACCUCUGGCUAUUGCACUCACCAUAUACGCACUUGUUAGAAAACGAGCGUGGCAUCUUCGAGACAUGGCCUGGGCUGACAUCUUUCGCUUUCCACUGGCACUUGCAUUUGCCACAACCUUGACCAGUGCUUCAUUGGUUGCAGUGGCUAACCUCAACCCAUUCAUAAUUUACAGUAGCAGCUACGCCGUAUGGGCCAUGGCGCUGUCAUCAUGCUAUCUCGGCAUGUGGGUUGUCAUGCGCGGAUGCUCCGGCAAUUCUGCGCUCGUUGUGCAGUCAUGGCUAUUCGUCGUGAUAUGGGCAUUCCAGGUGUCUGCCGUGGUGGCCGAAGGCGAGCUGCUAAUUGCGUCACUCUAUCCGGCCGCUGUUUUUCACUUGGUAGCUUUCCUGUCAUUGAUGGUUUCCCUGCUAGAGCAGCUUGGAUUACCACGACCGAAAACGAUCACCCUAAGAUCAUGCGACACAAAUGGUGGUGAACAGCCCGUCGUUUGCAAUGAGAACGAGCGAGAGGAUGACGAUGGCGAAUUGGGAGCCGACGAUGAUGCCCCUGGUCAGGAUUGUGCGUCUGCCACGAGGCCGCUGCUUGGAGAUCACGGAGGCCCUGCCUGGCUGAAAGAGGAGGGCCUCAUUGCCAUCAGCUAUCAAAAAGUCGCUUCGAGCGCGGCCGCCUUUAUCACAAUGUUCAAAGCCUGGCUGCAGCAGUCCUGUGAGGGAGACGACCCGGAGUCGAGAAACGCCCCGGGGUGGCUAUGGCUUCUGCAGUUCCUCAUCCUGGCUCCGGUUCAUCUUACUGUCGUCGGAGGCCAAGACCUAUCAGCUGUGUCAGCAAUAGCCAUGACUGGAGUCGAUGGCAGUAGCCUCGCGACCCCAUUUAUAGUCAUUGGCGCCCUCAGUAUUGUCAUAUUCCUUCCACUCGCACCGUUCUUCCAUCGCAUAACGCACCAUGUGCCUCUUCUGCUCCUGCUCCUCUUCGUCGGCACUUCGAUUUAUAACUUGAGCGCGUUUCCAUUUUCCGCAAGCAACCGCUACAAGUUUAUUUUCAAGCAGGUGGUCGACCUGGACAGGGGCAGCAAUACGGUUAUUCUCUCGGGCAGUGAAGAGUAUCUCUACCAGAUAGUUGACUCAAUUCCGGAAGCAAACAGACAACUCGGAUCGACCAUAUGCCAGCCGACAGUAGAGCGACGCCUCACAGACUGCAUCUAUGACGCAUCUCAGUACGUGCCUCAGCUUGAGAACGGUGUGGAUCUUGAGGAGUUGAUCAAGGUGGAGACGUCAGUGGAUGAAGCGACCGCGCAUCUACACGUUGACGCCCGGGAAACGAGAGGCUGCUGGCUAGAUCUCUCACGGCCGAUCUUCAACUUCACCAUUCAGGGCGGGGCCGGGCUAGAUCCGCGACUCGGCCAGAACCCUCCCGGGGGACACAUACAGCACAUCCAAGUCUGGCGGCGGGGGUGGACGGGUGCCUGGAACGUGAGCCUGCAGCUCGUUGAAGACGACAUGGAGUCUUCAGGUGCAGAUUUGGGAACACAGGCAGGGUUAUUGCACGGCCACCCGGAUCCGGGAGAGCUGAGGCUCCGAGGCGAGGCGAAAAGGGAAUAUUCAUAUCGACCUUUGGAGGUGACUGCAAGGUGUGUCUGGGGAGACGCAAACGAACCGAAGACGAUACCAGCGUUGCGUCGCGUCGAGCAGUAUAUGCCGCCGUGGGCGAUUGCCACCAGGAGAGGGUUUGGUCUUGUGGAAGUACAGAGGACUUACAAGGUCGUAUGAGGGAGGACCUAGGUAGGUAUGAAGGUCGGUACUGAUUGCUAUAAGUUAGAUUAGCAGUUAUGGUGACAGGGGCUCGGGCUCGUGGGACAAGCUCUUUCAGCGAAGUUCGGGCAGUGGCUGAGUGAAGACGACGACGACGAC